Messenger RNA from Choloepus didactylus (southern two-toed sloth), 2256 nucleotides. It is a transcript of the gene C21H16orf54, whose product is annotated as chromosome 21 C16orf54 homolog. The record is from RefSeq and is a predicted model, not a curated record. Lineage: Eukaryota; Metazoa; Chordata; Mammalia; Pilosa; Megalonychidae.
CCUUGGAAACACUCCAUGGGGGCAGGAGGGUUGGGGCAGGUUGCCCAGCAACAGGUGGUGCCCUCCCUUCCGGCUCAAGUGGGGCCAGCCCUCCUCACGCCUUUGGGGCCACUGCCCUGUGCCUUCUCAUCCUGUACAGGGAAGAGCGGCUUUGAAGGGACAGAAAGGAGCCCCCAGGACGGACUGGAGGUGAGGCAGUCAGACCUGAGAGGGGCACCUACACAGGAGGAAAGAAGUCCCAGGGGCCUUAAGCAGAUACCACACAGCAGUUCCUGUUUUCUCACUCUCUUUGACACUCACUGCCUCGCGCUCUGUCUAGUUUGUGCCAGCUCUGUCUCAUUCGCUUCCUCUCCUGACCCCCAUGUCUCCCAGAUGACCCCGGUUCCGGAGCAGCCUCCUGGGCACACGGAGGGCCCCCCGGAGUCGGCCCCGUGGCCCCCGCUCCCCUGCGGGCCCUGCAUCCCCAUCAUGCUCGCCCUGGCCUCCUUUGCUGCCCUCUUCCUCCUGACCACAGCCGUGUUGGCCGAACGUCUGUUCCGCCGCUCCCUGCGCCCAGACCCCAGCAAGCGCGCCCCCACCCUGGUCUGGCGCCCCGGAGGAGAGCUGUGGAUCGAGCCCACGGGCAGCCCCCGAGAGCGUUCCGAGGACUGGUAUGGCUCUGCGGUCCCCCUGCUGACGGACCAGGCCCUGGAGCCCCCCAACCCUGGCGGCACCUUGGAGGCCCGGGCCACGGCCCCCCCCAACCCCUGCACCCCCAUGGCCCCACACUGUGCUCCCAGCUCCUUGGCUCCCAAGACCCCACCCCAGGUCCCAGCCCGCAGCACCUUCUGGGUGCCACAGCCCUGGGAGGAGAGGCCCCAGGCCCGAGGCCUGGUGAGCUGGGCCGAGCCGGGGCCCAGACCAGAAGCCAGUGGGUACCUGGGGAACCCCCCAGCCUGGAGGCCACGGCCGGGGAGCCCUGAGCCCGACUGGGGCCUCCAGCCUCGCGUCACCCUGGAGCAGAUCUCAGCUUUCUGGAGGCGCGAAGGCCGGACCAGUGUGGGGUUCUGAGCCCUCCGUGCCUGCAGGACUGCCCACUGCUUCCCAGAGACCCCCAUGGAGAGCCCUGCCUCCAAGGGACCUUGAGAUGCCGAGGCUCCGGCCUGGGAGCCAGGACUGCUGCCUGAGGCCCCCCACCCCCGGGAAGCCUCCCCGCCCAGGCCUUUAACUUCUGGAUUUCAAUUCCCCUGGGUCUGGAUGUGGGUGGGCUGAGUGGGAACAGAGUCUGGGUCUCGGGGGAAGCUCAGACCCUACCUCUGCUGAGCUGCCUGGGGCCGGGCCUCAGAGGCCUGGGGGUGGGGCUGUCGCUGGGCCAGAAGCCCCCAAGACCACAUUCCAGGGACCACGCAGGCAGGAAAUGGCAGCAACCCCAGGCCCUUCCACCUUCCGAGAGUGUGUUCCCAAGUUCCUGGAUGCCAGGGUAAGGCGGUCUUGUGGUUGCCAAAGAGUAGGCGGAGUGUGGUGCUCAGAUGCUGACUGUGUCAGCAGGGUUAGCAGGGAAUGUCAGGAACCCAGUUUCCCAAACUCAUGAAUCUUAUCCCUCCUCAGCCCCUCACCCCCAUGAGGGCCUGCAGGGAAAUACAUAAGCAAAGGAGGCCAGGCAAAGGAGCCUUUUGUUACACAUGGACUGUGGCUCUGACCCCCAAAUCACAAUGAGGAACUUGGGGUCCCAACUGGAACUGGGACCCAGGGUCCAAAAGACCAACAGGGCUCCCCUGCUCAGCCUCGGAAGGCUGCUCGCACUACUACACAGCCCUCAGCGUCUUACCACUCCACAGUGAGGAAAGCAUAAGCCAAGGAGAAUUGAGUUCCGCCCAAUGCAGGGACAGGAGCACUGUCCAGCGCAGGGCAGUGCCCAAAAUGCGGCCUUCGGGCCAGCUUCCCUCCCAGCCUGCUGGAGUGGUCCAGAAAGAAGGCUGGGCCCCAAGACCGGCCUACUUACAGUGUAAGUCACUCAGUAAGGUGUUCCACCCCACGGAAAUGGAGCCCCAAACGCCCUCGGUCCUGGCCAUUUGUCAUGGCAACCUCCCCUUUGGGACAGGAGCCAGGAGAUGGGGAAAGUGGACGAGUUUCUAUUCCCUGGGCUCUGAUUUCCCCAACCUCGGUCAUGAAGGACAGGCUUUUUGCUCUAUCAGUUUACCACCUGUGCUACUAUUUACUUUAUAUUUUUCUUGAAAUUGGCUCUCUGUUUGCUUAAUAAAUUUAUUUUAAAAGGAA